AUGGCGCUACUAAAGAAAGGCACACCGUUCGACAACGGCCCGAAGGGUAUACCGUGGCUGAUGCAUCUCGGCGACGACUAUCUACAGUUGCCUAGAGAAAAGUGGCUCGUGCUAGGGUCUACAUACUGGGCAAGCUCGAGACGUCACGCCUAUACGUCGAUGAGCUUGUCAACCAUGGGGUGCCCAGACGGCUACGCCAACCGCUGUCGUCGCGACGGCCACGGGGGACCCGACAUGAAAUUGACGACGCCGCCUGUUGUGUGA
Sporothrix brasiliensis 5110 is the source of this 264-nucleotide messenger RNA. RefSeq lists its product as uncharacterized. The transcript has 2 exons. Lineage: Eukaryota; Fungi; Ascomycota; Sordariomycetes; Ophiostomatales; Ophiostomataceae. The record is from RefSeq and is a predicted model, not a curated record. Bases 1 to 264 code for a protein of 87 amino acids.